Fulmarus glacialis (Northern fulmar) is the source of this 1386-nucleotide messenger RNA. RefSeq names its product fukutin (gene FKTN). The record is from RefSeq and is a predicted model, not a curated record. The transcript is spliced from 9 exons. Gene Ontology annotation, cellular component: Golgi membrane. Bases 1 to 1386 code for a protein of 461 amino acids. Lineage: Eukaryota; Metazoa; Chordata; Aves; Procellariiformes; Procellariidae.
AUGCAGAAAAUCAAUAAGAACGUGGUCCUGGCGCUCCUCUCUCUGACCAGCCUGGUUUUCCUCCUCUUCCAGUUGUACUAUUACAAGUUCUACCUAUCGCAGAAGAAUGGAGCAGUUUUUUCAAAAGUCAGAGGAAGCCAGUCAGGCCAAGACAGCACUAGAUGGCACGUGAUUAGGAAGUUCCUAGGCUUAAUAUCCAGUCACAAUAUACCAGUGUAUUUGAUUGAUCCUUUGAUUCUGGGACUGGUUGAUAAAGACAUUGAGCAGAUCAGAAGUUCUCCUGGUGGUCCUAGUCCAGGAUGCAAGUACUUUUGUGCUCAAAGCGACUUUACUACGUUUGCACUACUGGACAAAACAUGGAAACAUGAAGUGGGCCUUUUUAGAACUGCUGAGAAAAUGGGGUUCCAAUGGCUAAAAAUUAUAAACAAGGACCCCCGCUUGGACGGGAUGGAUGACCUGUCUGGGAUUGAAAUUCCGUUGCACUACAUAUUUAAACUGGCAUCUCAUGCCAUUCACCUGGUGGUCUUUUAUGAGAGGAGCGGUAAUUAUCUCUGGCAUGGCCCCCUGAGGCUCAAGCAACAUAUGGACAGAAAGUUUGUGCCUUUUCGGAAACUCCACUUUGGUCGCUACCCUGGAGCAUAUGAAAAGCCAGAACUUGUGCUUGUUUCCAUUGAUGACUUAAAAGUUCAAAUACCAAAAAAUCCGUCCAGUUUUCUAGAGGAGAUGUCACACUCUAGAUUUCUUGAAUGUAGGUACAGAGAAGCUCGGGCUUUCUUUCAGCUGUAUCCUGAUGAUGCCUCUCUUGAUGCAGUGGAGUUCAGAAAAAAAGCAAAAUCCUUGCUCCAUCUGGCUGCCCUGACACUGAAUAACUUAGGAGUAAAGUUCUGGCUGAGCAGUGGAACAUGCCUUGGCUGGUAUAGACAGUGCAAUGUCAUUCCUCAUAGCAAAGAUGUGGAUUUGGGAGUCUUUAUAAGGGAUUACAAAGCAGAUAUCAUUCCAGCCUUUCAGAAAGCAGGGUUACCACUAAAGCACAAAUUUGGCAAGGUAGAAGACAGCUUGGAACUCUCUUUCCAGGGAGAAGAUGAUGUGAAACUUGAUAUUUUUUUCUUCUAUGAAGAGGAUGACUACAUAUGGAAUGGAGGAACUCAGGCCAAAUCGGGCAAGAAAUUUAAGUAUCUCUUUCCAAAGUUUACUCUGUGUUGGACUGAAUUUGUAGAACUCAAGGUACACGUGCCCUGUGAAACCCGUCAGUAUGUUGAAGCCAACUAUGGCCCAGACUGGAAGGUUCCUGUGAAGACGUGGGACUGGAAGAGCUCACCAUCCAACGUGCAGUACAAUGGUGUCUGGCCUGUCGAUGAAUGGGACGAUGUCAUUCAAGUCUACUGA